ACUACCUGGAAUGUGCCUUCGUGUGUCCGACUGUAGAUGUAACAUGGUGCUUGUGUUUCCAGCUGUUGAACAUCACUGAUGGGUUCAUGUCCCUCAUGGGUGACAAUGGAGAUGUGAGGGAGGACCUGCGCGUGCCUGAUUCAGACCUGGGCAAGGAGAUCGAGCAGAAGUUUGCCGCUUCAGAGGAUAUCCACCAAUCAUAUCUGUCUGCAGGUCUCUGUGCUGUCUGCUAUGGGGGAGGAGUGUGCUGUGGCCAUUAAGCAGAUGACCGGUGGCAAAUAGAAAGACAGGACUGACCUGCCCAGGCAACAAACUCCACCCACAACCAGUCUCUAGUAUUCUUAUUGGUUCUUCUGUCACCAAAGCGACGGCCUUCACAGACAACCUCAAUCAUUCUGUUGUGAUUACUCCUUUGUUUUUCCCCUCUCGUUUUUUGGUUUCUCUCUCUCCGACGCUGUCGGACUGUCCCAGCGUUACUGCGGCACGCUCGCUGUGUUGGCUGGCAUUCUGCCGGAUCACUGAGGUUUUGUUUAGUUCUACAUAAUCUACUAUAUAAAGUAAAGUACUUAUUGGUGAAAUAUAGAUUCUUUUUUUGACUUCUUCCUCAUUCCUGUUUAUUUUUGCCUUCGAGAUGUUUGUCUUGCCACAUACAUUCCUGAAUGUUUAAAAUAAUGAUGGGAUCCAGCUUUUUUAUGAUAAUUUUUUUAUAUUCCUUAUAAUUGAGCUCGUCUGAUGCCUUUUUAGAGGGAGGGGGGAGCUGUUUGAAUGGUGGGAGGGGGGGCUUGGGGCCCCUUUUACUGACAUUGAACUACGUUAGGGUUGUCCCUCUGGCUGCCAUACUGCUGCUUCCCAGCAUGGCCUCUCUGCUCUGGCUGAUCAGACAACUCCGAUGCUUUUCUCCCAAACCGUGGGAACGCUGGUGGCUAGCACUUAACAAGCAGUCUUAACAAUACCACUCCAGCAUUUCAAAACACUUCGAUAUGAAGAAAGAACAUUAGAGAAAAGAUGCUAAAUAUGGAACCAAACUUCAGUGAUUUCUCUUGUCAAUGCCGCUCUGUCUGUUUAGAAAGCCGGAGGGCCCAGUGCGCUUGCCUAUCACCAUGGCAACCUAGCCCCGCCCUGGGCAUCCCAUAAUAGUCGGAAAGAGUGAGGCGUUGGUGUGGCGGCGUAGAAUGUUCUGGAAGGCAUUUUGCAGUGAGGUGUGUGAGGGGCUCGAUCGGGGGGGGUGGAGUUGCAAACUUAUUUUGUUCACUCGAGGCCUUUGUCACCUGACUGGAGAUGGCAAAAAAUAAUAAAGUUAAAACAAAUAGAAAAACA
Molecule: messenger RNA, 1317 nt
Organism: Oncorhynchus nerka (sockeye salmon)
Lineage: Eukaryota; Metazoa; Chordata; Actinopteri; Salmoniformes; Salmonidae
Product: eukaryotic translation initiation factor 5A-1-like
Exons: 2
Biological process (GO): translational elongation; positive regulation of translational termination; positive regulation of translational elongation
Molecular function (GO): translation elongation factor activity; ribosome binding; RNA binding
Source: RefSeq, a predicted model, not a curated record